Molecule: messenger RNA, 1568 nt
Organism: Musa acuminata subsp. malaccensis (wild Malaysian banana)
Lineage: Eukaryota; Viridiplantae; Streptophyta; Magnoliopsida; Zingiberales; Musaceae
Product: mitochondrial phosphate carrier protein 3, mitochondrial
Biological process (GO): mitochondrial phosphate ion transmembrane transport
Cellular component (GO): mitochondrial inner membrane
Molecular function (GO): phosphate transmembrane transporter activity
Source: RefSeq, a predicted model, not a curated record
UAGCGAACACCACCGCGCCCUAAAAAUUGGGGAGUGCACCAAAACUCCAGUCAUUUCGCGUCCGUCACAUUCACGAGUGAGAAGAAGAGAGGCAAGAGAGCCAUCACAUUGGCUCUCGCCUCCAACUCAGGCUCCUCUUUGAUCCGAACCCUAACACGUAAUCGAGGGGAGCUGCAAUGGAUCUGACAGAGAGAUCUCACCAAUCCCUCCUCCCGACCUUCCUGUACUCGCCCACCCCGGCCUCCGGAACCCGAGCCCUGGACCGGAUCCUGGGGAGGACCACUGCCUCACCGGUGACGGCGGGCAUUGCCGCCUCGCCAGCCCCAGUCGUUGCCCAGGCGCCCAACGAGCCCGGAAAAAUCGAGAUGUACUCGCCCAUGUUCUACGCCGCCUGUACCGCCGGCGGCAUCGCCAGCUGCGGCCUCACCCACAUGGCCGUCACUCCGCUUGACCUCGUCAAGUGUAAUAUGCAGAUCGACCCAGCUAAGUACAAAAGCAUCUCUUCAGGAUUUGGAGUCUUGCUUAAAGAACAAGGGAUCAGGGGUUUCUUUAGGGGCUGGGUACCUACUCUGCUUGGAUACAGCGCCCAGGGGGCAUGCAAGUUUGGGUUUUAUGAGUACUUCAAGAAGUACUAUUCAGAUAUAGCUGGGCCAGAGUAUGCCGCCAAGUAUAAGACUUUGAUCUAUCUUGCUGGGUCUGCUUCUGCUGAAGUGAUUGCUGAUGUAGCUCUCUGCCCCUUUGAGGCUGUGAAGGUUCGGGUCCAGACACAGCCUGGUUUUGCAAGGGGAUUGAGUGAUGGGUUGCCUAAAUUUGUCAAAUCUGAAGGUGUUAUGGGACUAUAUAAAGGAAUAGUUCCACUUUGGGGGCGUCAGAUUCCUUAUACCAUGAUGAAAUUUGCAUCCUUUGAGACUGUGGUUGAGAUGAUCUACAAAUAUGCAAUUCCAACACCCAAAGACCAGUGUAGCAAAACACGUCAGCUGGGCAUAAGCUUUGCUGGUGGUUAUAUUGCUGGAAUUUUCUGUGCUAUAGUUUCUCAUCCAGCUGACAACCUUGUCUCUUUCCUAAACAACGCUAAGGGUGCUACAGUUGGUGAUGCUGUGAAAAAGCUUGGUCUGUGGGGUCUUUUCACACGUGGGCUCCCUCUUCGUAUUGUGAUGAUUGGCACUCUAACUGGCGCACAGUGGGGGAUUUACGAUGCUUUCAAAGUCAUGGUUGGCCUGCCAACGACUGGUGGAGUCUCUCCUGCACCAGAACUGGCUAAGCUGAAAGCAGCUUAAUGAUUAUUAUAGAUAUCAAUAAUAUAAGAUUGUCAGAUGCCAAAAUACAUUUUGUUUGGGAGUGUUAUAUCCUUCCAGAGCACCUCAGUGUCUGUUUUCAAUAUGUUUUAGGCGACGGUUUUGUUCUCAUAAUUUAGGCCUGAGAAACUCAUCAAACAGGUAAAUGCAGCUUUUAACAUCAUAACAGCAGGAGGGUUUCCAUGGAUUUAUCGGGAAGGCAUAACCCUUGUAAGUCCGAUCAUCAUAUGUUGAGUUAGUGAUGAUUCGUGUCAAAUUUCAUGCCCUUUGUUU